ACAAUACAUAUUUCUUUUGCUUUUAUCUAUAGAAUAUUGAUUUUAGUAGCUCAGCGUCUGGAUUUGGCAUUGUGUACACAAAAACACCAGCAGAACGAAGUGAAAUAAACAAAACGUAAAAUACGCUUGCGUGAGUAGACACAAAGAACAAUAUUUUUACAGAGCUGCUCCAGCUAGAUGUAUAUUUGAGAUAAAACCAACGACGACGACGGCUGGAUUAUCAGCAGCACAGAAAGUUUAUCAAAUUAAGUGUUAUCUAAAAGUGACAGUUAACUAAAAUUAGUGCGCUAUGUCAGACCCAACCGUCCUACAAUAUGCACCACUGCAAUCCUUUGUGAAUCCAACAUUUUGGCACAAAUUGUCUGAUAUUAAAUUGAACCAUGAUCGACUAUCGGAUGCGCCAAAGCCCAUUUUUGCUUACUACACCAAUUUCAACGCAAAGGCAUGUCUGUUAGAAACAGAUUAUGCUGCUUUCAACGGCGACUUUACGGCGCCAAGACUAUAUUACCCUGCCGUCGGUACGCUGUACAACAAAAAUACAAUUGAAGACUUCAAAGCUUGUGAUAAAAAUGAGUUGUUGCGGUUAGAGGGGCGUAAAUUGGUGGAUGAUUUCCGAACUGACCGUGUACUGGAUGACCCCAAAUUACUUGCGCGAUUCUUUGUUCUUUCAUUUGCGGAUCUAACUACUUACAAUUACUACUACUGGUUUGCAUUUCCCUGCCCACUAACACCAACACUAAAAGUUGAAAAUGGUUGCUCGCCACAGUCGUUGUCAGACAUUCCAGAAUUGCAGUAUUUAGAAAGUUUGCUUAAAAGUCAAACACAAAAGCCAAAUUUUUUUGUAGUCAAAAGCAACGAAAAGGAUACUAUUUAUACACUGAAAGAUUUACUUGCAACUAGUACGGCAUUAGCAGAGCAAAGUGAUGAACUUUAUUUUGGUUUCGCGGACCCCAGUGAAUACGAGCAUCCCUCGUGGCUGAUGCGUGUAUAUGCGGCGUUCAUUUUUUACAAAUGUCCCGACCUAGUUGGUAAAACGGUGAAAUUUUUGGGUUUGCGCUACGAUAGUAAAAAUAAUUGUGGCAAUAGCCUCGUUUGGACGGUGCUACAAACCGAACCGGUGAGUUUUGAUGAGAGCACGCCAUUCGUUGGUUGGGAACCCAACCGCAAUAACAAAAUGGGUCCACGUAUGGUGUCGAUGCGGGACAGCAUGGAUCCUAAAAUUCUAGUCGAAAGUGCCAUAAACUUGAAUUUGAAACUGAUGAAAUGGCGUUUAGUGCCUGAUUUGAAUUUAGACAUAAUUGCGAACACGAAAUGUUUACUGUUUGGCGCCGGCACACUCGGUUGUAAUGUGGCGCGCAAUUUACUCGCUUGGGGCUUUAAGCAUUUAACGUUUCUGGAUAAUGGUCGUGUCAGCUAUUCAAAUCCAUUGCGGCAAACGCUCUACACGCACGCUGACGCCAUUGCUGGCAAUGCAAUGAAGGCGGUUACGGCGGCCAAGCGCGUGAAGGAAAUCAAUCCAACUGCUGUCUCCACGGGGCAUGUCAUGCAAAUACCUAUGCCGGGUCACACCAUAGGCGCAUCGAUGGAGCAACAAACCAAUGAGGAUUUGAACACUAUCAAAAGUUUAGUAGAAGAACAUGAUGCCAUUUUCUUGUUGACCGAUUCGCGCGAGAGCCGUUGGCUGCCCACACUGCUGGGCAAUACUUUUCAAAAGAUAGUUAUCAAUGCCGCAUUAGGCUUUGACAGCUACUUGGUGAUGCGUCAUGGCGCCGGUUCGCCAAACAACGAAGCAGCUGGCGAUGCUGCACAACCAAUAGAUUUAGGUGAUCUGAAGUGUAUCGGUGGUGGCAAUUUGGGUUGUUACUUCUGCAACGACGUCACAGCGCCAGGAAAUUCGCUCAAGGAUCGCACACUGGAUCAGCAAUGUACCGUUACACGACCAGGUGUAUCGUGUAUUGCCGCUAGCUAUGCAGUCGAACUCUUGGUGUCACUGCUGCAGCAUCCACUGCGCGACCAUGCACCCGCCUACUAUUGUGCUAACGGCAAAUCAAAUUACAAGGAGCCAGAGGGGCUACUCGGCGUCAUACCGCACUCGAUACGCGGGCAGCUGAGCAAUUUCGAAAAUAUUUUGCCGGCAACGCAGAAAUUCUCCCAGUGCAUUGCAUGUUCGGAGAAAAUAAUUGCGGAAUAUCGCGCGCAAGGCAAUGCAUUUUUAUUCAAAGCGUUCGAAACGGCCAAAUAUUUAGAAGACUUGACUGGCAUCUCUGAUUUUAAGGCAUUGGAUAGUGCGAUCAUCGACUUCGAUGACUCCGACUUGGAAAUGUCCGAAACGGAGGAUAUGUAAUUUUUAGCAACGCAAUUUCUUAUACUUGCUGACUUAACGCUUGAAAGUGGUUGUUUUCUUUUAGCGUCAGUAAUUGUAUACAUAUUUAUAUUCAUAAAAGUCAAUUGCAUAUUUUAACAGUAACCUUAAGCAUAUAUUUUUUAAAUUCGAUUUUAUAGCAUUUAUAAAAAACUGAAAUUAUUAUGUUUAACGAAGAUUUUAUAACACGAAAUUUCCUUAAUUUUUAAGCCCAAAGAGUGUAGCUUAAUUUUAAACAUACAUAUGUAUAUAGUAUGUAUGUAAAUAUACAUAUGUAUGUACUAGUACGUUGUAGGUUUAUUUGUGCUAUGUUUUAUGUUUAGUCCUUUGCAUACAAUAUUUAAACGUGUAUAAAGUGUAAAAGUAAAAAAAGAAUAAACAUUAAUUGAUUAAUGAAAUUGCAAUACAAAGUAAUUUUUACCAACGAUCUUUUAUGCUAUGUAGUUAAUGAGCUUGGAAACUAAUAAGCGGGCUAAGGUUGUUUUGAGAAAUUUUAAGCAAUGAAAUUCCAAUACCAACUAAAUAACUAAAGUUUUACAUUAAUUGUAAUAAAAUGAUUUGAUUAGGGUUUUCAAAAUUCUUGUAUUAAGAAAGUAUUUCAAUUACCAUAACCGAAUAUUUCUACAAAAUUAAAGCGGCUUAUAUUUGUAUAUGUAUGUAUGAUGGCUAAAUAAAAAUUAUAAAAAAACG
Messenger RNA from Bactrocera tryoni, 3052 nucleotides. It is a transcript of the gene Atg7, whose product is annotated as ubiquitin-like modifier-activating enzyme ATG7. The coding region runs from base 290 to 2344 and encodes 684 amino acids. Gene Ontology annotation, cellular component: cytoplasm; phagophore assembly site. The record is from RefSeq and is a predicted model, not a curated record. Gene Ontology annotation, biological process: autophagy of mitochondrion; piecemeal microautophagy of the nucleus; protein modification by small protein conjugation. The transcript has 10 exons. Lineage: Eukaryota; Metazoa; Arthropoda; Insecta; Diptera; Tephritidae. Gene Ontology annotation, molecular function: Atg8 activating enzyme activity; Atg12 activating enzyme activity.